Messenger RNA from Cotesia congregata, 747 nucleotides. The record is from the annotation of a GenBank genome assembly. Lineage: Eukaryota; Metazoa; Arthropoda; Insecta; Hymenoptera; Braconidae.
AUGUCGGCUGCUGAGACAACUGUGAUUUUUGCAAAACUUGAAGCUCUCAAGGAUAUCAGAUCGAAAACAGUACAGCUGGAGAAGAUGAAGCAAAGAAUUAUACAAGAAGUUGAGCAAACAGAGCAAGAAGAUAAAUGCUUAAUGGAGUAUAAACAAGAGAUGGAUUUACUUAUGCAAGAAAAAAUGGCUCAUGUUGAAGAGUUGCGUCAAAUACAUGCUGACAUUAAUGCGAUGGAAUCCGUAAUAAAACAAGCAGAAGAAGCUCGAAACCGCGCACGAGAACAUGCCAAAUUAAUUCAUAACAAUGAGUACCAGCCGCUUAAACAUGACAUUGAUCGUAUGCGACGAGAAUACUUAGGUUUAGAGAGACUGCCGGAAUUAUAUGAGACUGAAACAGAUUUAAUUGCUCCAGAUUAUUUUGACAGACCGAUGCAAAAAGCUGAAUGGCGAGUGGAGGUCCGUGGAGAAGACUUAAUGCAACCGUUAGGUUUACAUGGUCAUCCUGGACAUCCUGGUGGUUCGACGCCAUUUUUGGCACCUCAGCCACUCCAGGGGCCUAGUAAACCUGAGCCAAGACCGUUGCCUCCAGCCACUGGUCCACCCGCUCCAACAUUCAGGCAACAACCGCCACCUAUGAAGUCUUGCCUGUCUUGUCAUCAGCAGAUACAUCGGAACGCGCCAAUUUGUCCAUUAUGCAAAGCUAAAUCACGUUCGCGUAAUCCCAAGAAACCAAAGAAGAAGGAUUAA